UAGGCGUCGUUAUGGCAGCCCAUGCUACUGGGCUUGAAAUUGCCAAGAAACAUUUAACUGAAGCAAUUGGUGAUAAUGUUAAACAUUACUGGGCGAACUUGAAACUGUGGUUCAAACACAAGAUAAGCAAGGAAGAGUUUGACAUCGAGGCUCGUCGCCUUUUGGCACAAGACAACGUUCAUGUCCACAAUGACUUUCUCCUGGCCAUUCUCACACGUUGUCAGAUAAUCGUCGCCAAACCAGAGGGUGCUGGAUCUUUGCAGUGGGCAGGUAGCUCAGCCUCCAAGCCUGGCAAGCCUGCCAAAGGAAAAAAGAAGUUCUCCUUCAGACAGAAAUUUGAUCAUCGCUUCCAGCCCCAGAACCCUCUGAGUGCGGCCCAGGCCUUCAGCCCGCGGGAGGUUGGGAGUGAGGAAGAGGAGCUGAGACUUAGUGCCCACACCCUGUUGCUGCCCACCCGGGGCCAGCUGGAGGCCCGCAUGAUGGUCACCGCUUUUGAGCUGGGCCUGGACAACGUCACGGAGGACGCCGUCAGCACCAUGGUCCACGCAGUGGAGCAAGUUGUAUCAGUUCACUCAGGACCCCCCCCCUCCCCAUACACACACUUCACUCACCUGAAGGACAUGCUGACUGCUGUGGUGUCCAGGAGGAAGGCCUACCGACUGCGUGAUGGACACUUCUCCUACGCCUUCGGCAGUGAUGUCACCCCCCAGCCCUACUUGAAGAACAGCCUGGCAGCCUACCACAUUGUCACAGAUUGCCCACCUCACAGUGCAUCUCGUCUGGCCGGCCCGCCCCCUCAGCUAUUACAAGACGAUGCUGAGCAGCAGGCUGCUCUCCUAUUGGCCUGUUCUGGUGACAGUCUCCUUGCGCCCCUCCCUCCGAUCAACAUGUUUGAUCUCCUGGAAGCGUUACAGGUCCACCGAGGUGUGAUGCCCUCUCACACCAUGUAUGCCCUGAACAUGGAACGGAUUCUGUCCCGGCUGUGGCAUCCCAGUCACGAGGACCUGGAGCAGGACCAUGUGCACCGCCAACGCCUCGCAGGGAAGGAUGGUCUGCUCGUCAGCUGAGACACACACACACACAGACAGUCUCUGGUGGAUAGACAGGCAGAUUGUGGUGGGGGUAUGGCUGAGACAAAUGGAGAGUUUAACACACAGUGUUGAGGCAUCCAUAUGGCCCCUAAACCCUGCCUUGAAGCAGAGCGAGAGGAUGAUAUCGAAGACUGGAUUUCCACUCCACUAGGUCUACUGUUCGCUGCUCUGGCCCCCCAAUGGUGGAACAAACUCCCUCACGACGCCAGGACAACGGAGUCAAUCACCACCUUCCGGAGACACCUGAAACCCCACCUCUUUAAGGAAUACCUAGGAUAGGAUAAAGUAAUCCUUCUCACCA
Oncorhynchus nerka (sockeye salmon) is the source of this 1392-nucleotide messenger RNA. RefSeq names its product transcriptional adapter 1-like. Gene Ontology annotation, molecular function: transcription coactivator activity. Lineage: Eukaryota; Metazoa; Chordata; Actinopteri; Salmoniformes; Salmonidae. Gene Ontology annotation, biological process: regulation of transcription by RNA polymerase II. The record is from RefSeq and is a predicted model, not a curated record. Bases 12 to 1067 code for a protein of 351 amino acids. The transcript is spliced from 8 exons. Gene Ontology annotation, cellular component: SAGA complex.